This is a messenger RNA of Spirometra erinaceieuropaei, 7134 nucleotides long. Lineage: Eukaryota; Metazoa; Platyhelminthes; Cestoda; Diphyllobothriidea; Diphyllobothriidae. The record is from the annotation of a GenBank genome assembly.
AUGUUGUCUUUAUCGUCGUCUCCGCCUCCGCCUCCGCCGCCGCCGCCGCCACCACCACCAUCACCACCACCGACAGUUCGAACAUACAGUGAGUGACCUGUCUCAUGAAAUGUUGGCUGAAAUUCUGAAAUACGUUUACGAUUAAGAAGGAUUACUUGGUCGCGGUUGUAAUACUGAUUAUCUUAAGAUAUACUCUUAUAACAUUUCGAACUUGGCAGGAUGUCGGCUUUUAAAUGCACUUCUUUUCAAUCUCCUGUAGAAAGCGUGCUUGGUGAAAAAUGACUACUUAAGUAGCAUGCAUUUUUCUCAUUGAUUUUCGAUUGGCUUGGAAAUUCGAAUAUAUUUUAUAGAAACCACAAACAAAAAUGUGCUUUCUUUUAGUCAAUCAAUAGAGAAUCACGUCUUCUUUAUAUUUUAUACUUAAGGAAGGAGUAUAAUUAGGUUUUAAAAAAGUUUCUAAUUAUGAGACUUUUAAGACCGCGAUAUGUCCAUUCACAUAGCAUCGUACCUAGCCGUUUACCACUGCUCCUCAUGAAAUGAGCAACAUGGGCCGCAUCCAUUGCAAAAUUUUAUGGACCCUGUAUGAUAUCUCUUUAAUGAUAUAGAAAAAUAUGUGAUUUUCUUUACGCGGAACGCCUGCACCUUGUAGAGUGUAAUCACUAAGCCCUACUGCAACGAAUGAUCAGGCUCCAAAUUUUUCGGCAAUAAGAAAACUUUGUUAAAACCUAAUUAUACUCCUUUCUUGAGUAUAAAAUAUAAAGAAGACGUGAUUCUCUAUUGAUUGACUAAAAGAAAGCAUAUUUUAGUUUGUGGUUUCUAUAAAAUAUAUUUUAAUUUCAAAGACCAUCGAAAAUCAAUGGGAAAAAUGCAUGCAAAUUAAGUAGUCCUUUUACCGAGUAUGCUUUCUACAGGAAAUUGAAAAGACGUGCAUUUAAAAGCCGACGUCCUGCCAAGUCUGAAAUGUUAUAAGAAUUUGCCUUAUGAUAAUCAGUAUCACAACCGCGACCAAGUAAUCCUUCCUAAUCAAAAACGCAUUUCAGAAUUUCAGCCAACAUUUCAUGAGAUCGGUCACGCACUGUAUCUUAAGUGAUCGACCGCUUUCCGCGUGGUACGCAUGUACACACACACAAUCACAGGCAGCCGAGGAAGGCACUGUACUCCUGUCGAGGUGUUAUGCAAAUUUGCACUCAGAGGUCGUCCCCUCCGCAACAUCGCGCAGACAACGGCUUAAAGUGAGAUCAGUUCAAAUGUCUGUAUUAGGGAUAAGGCAGACUUUCAUUGGAUUAUGCAAUGAUGAGCCUAAGACGAGUGCGAUGCGCUUGAGGCGUGCAGGUUGGCUCGCAAAGUUUGCCUUUUUCACUGAAGAUAACCCGGUGAGAAAAGGCAUGUGCUGUGAAGUAGAACUCAACCGUUAUGUUCACCGACUUCAUCCCUAAAAGAAGGUUUAAUGCAUUUUCCGGACCUGCCCGAUUCGGCAGGAUCUGCGCGAACUUGUGAUAUGCCGCUUUUUAAUCAAACCCACUAUUCAAGAGCAAUGUGUCGAAAGAAGUAGCGAAUUCGCCCGAUUGACAGUCGAUAGAACGGCCAAGCACUUACAGUAGGUGGGUUAACUCAUGGAAUGUCGGCAAAAAUUUUGAAAUGCGUACUCGUUUCGAAAAGACAAAUUAAGUAUGAUUGUAAAAAUAAUCGCCGUCCAGCAUCAUUCUAUAAUAAUCGCGUUGCUUCAGGGUGCCCUAUUUCCCACGAACUAAUUUCCGACUGCAUUGAAAAACUAUACACUUCACACAAUGACUGCUUACGUAGCAUGCAAUUUUCUCUUUGAUUUCCGAUGCCCUUAAAAGGUCAACUAUAUUUCAUGGAAAAAAUGCAUAAAAAUAUUUAUUCUUUUGAUCGUUUAGUAGAAAAUUACGUCUUCUUCCAAUUAUUUACUCGAAGGAAGUAUAUAAUUCGGUUUUCAAAACGUUUCCAUUCGUGAGAUUUUUUAAUACCGUGAAAUGGCCGUCCAAAAAACGCCAUGUCUCUGCAUUUACCAAUGUGGCUUGUAAGGCUAACAAAAUGGCUCAAAUCCACUGCUAAAUUUUAUUAACCACACAUGGUCUUCUCUUAAUAUCGUAGAGAAAUAUAUGGUUUUCCGUACGCUGAAAUUAUACGGCUUUUGGCUUGGAAACCCUGAAUUCAAUUAUAACAGCAUGUCGGGUUCAAAAUUAUCCGGGAAUGGGAAAAGUUUUUUUAAAAACCGUUAUGUUCACCGACUUCUUCCCCAAAAGAAGGUUUAACACAUUUUCCGAACCUGUCCGACUCGGCAGGAUCUGCGCGAAUCUUUAAUCAGAAUACCUAUGCAGUAAGUCGGUCAGUCAGUGUACUUGAGGGAAAUAGGCUUACGCCUUUGAACUCCCUAUUUGUACAUAAAAAAUGUGAAGAAAUUACAGCAUUAAGUGAGUGCAGACAUUGAUUCACAUAUGCCACUGGGCUCAUGGCUAAAAAGUUACAUAGUCCGCUUAUUGCUGCAGCAUGUGUCUCUCAUGCCGACAUUUAAAUGUCUCCUUAGAUUGAGACAUGACAACCGCCUCCGGCAGGUUAUUCCGCGGUUCCACGAAGCGGUUGGAGAAGAAAUAUUUUCUCACAUUCAAUUUACCCUGGGACACACAUGGCUUGAAGGGCUGUCCCCGGAAGUAGUUUGGAGUGGCGAGUUGGGAAAAGUCGUCGCACCGAAGGGCGCAGUCCAAGCCACGCACGAUACGGAUAGUUUCUAUCAAGUCUCCGCACAACUGCCUAUAACUCAGAGGAUAGAGAUUAAAGUCAGUUAAGCGGAUCUCGUAUGGCAGUGCACCUUGACCCCUCAUUAAUUUUGUUGCUCGCCUCUGCACCCUUUCGAGCGGACUGUUCAAGAGCAAUGUGUCGAAAGAAAAGGCGAAUUCGUCCGGUUGAGAGUCGAUAGAACGGCCAAGCACGUACAUCAUGGCAACAUUCAUAGCCGAAACUGUCUUCGAGUUGUCUGAGGUAGUGCUUACUCAGCUGAUAGUUCAGCCCGGCGGCAGUUGUUGUCUCCAAUAUCACGCAAGUCUGCAACUACGAGUCGCCACCUUCAGGUUCCCAGAGCAGCAAAAGAACCCCACCAUGACUUUGGACUUGAUCCAUAUUGUUAAGUUUAGAAGUCACAUUGAUAAAUGCAGAUACAUGACGUUUUAUAAACGGCCAUUUCACGGUACCAGAAAAUCUCACAAUUAGAAGCUUUUUUGAAACCGAAUUAUACUCUUCCUUCGAGUAUGCAAUUGGAAGAAGACGUGAUUUUCUACCGAAUAUGUAAACGAAUGAAUAUUUGUAUGCACGUAAUCAAUGAAAUAUGAUUGAACGUUUAAGGGCAUCGAAAAUCAAUGAAAAAAAUUGCAUGCUACAUUAGCAGUCAUUCUUUGCAGAGUAUAGUGCUUGAAUGUAGUCGGAAAUUAGUUCGUUCGAAAGAACACACCCUGAGGCAACGUGAUUAUUAUAGAAUAAUGCUGGAUGAUGAUUAUUUUUACAACCAUACUUAAUUACUAUUUUCCAAACGAGAACGCAUUUCCAAAUUUCUGCCGACAUUUCAUGAGUUAGCCCACCUACUAUAUGUCAUAGCAACAUUAAUAACCGAAACUGCCUUCGAGCUGUCUGCGGAAGUGUUUACUCAGCUGCAGUUAUUGUCUCCAAUAUCACGCAAGUCUGCAACUACGAGUCGCCACCUUCAGGUUCCCAGAAAAGCAAAAGAACAAGAACCCCAUCAUGACUUCAGUCUAGAAGCCGUUUUCGUCUUGCUUUGACGGUUCAUCCUCUGGAUCUGUCAUGGCAUAUUUUGUCUGACAAAUGAAUCUGGGUGAAACGGGGUGUACAAUAAGCGGACUAACUCAUGAAAUCUCAACAGAAAUUCCGAAAUGCGUUAUCGUUUCGAAAAUAUUAAUAAAGUAGGAUUGUAAAUCUAAUUAUAAUACGCCAUAAUUCUUUAAUAAUUCAGUUACCGCCCGGACGCUGGCUCUCCAAAAAACUUCUUUCCGGCUGCGUCUAAGAACCAUACUCCUCGAGAAAUGACUACUUAAGUAGCAUGCAUUUUAAAAAUCGAUUUUCGAUGUCCUUAAAUAUUCAACUAUAUUGUAUGAGAAACAUGCAAAAAAUAUUCAUUCUUUUGCUGUUUCAUUAGAAAAUUACGUUUUUUUUCAUUUUACACUCGGAGGAGUAUAAUUUGGUCUUAUAAAAUUUUUCCAAUUCCUGAGUAAUUUUGAACCCGACCUGCCGUUACACUUGCUUUCAGGGUUCUCAAACUACAAGCCGUAAAAUUUCCGCGUACGGAAAACCAUACAUUUCUCUGCGGCAUUAAGAGGAAACCAUAUGGGUUUCAUAAAAUUGUAGCAGUGGAUUUGAGCUUCAUUGUUAACCUUACAAGCCACAUUGGUAAAUGCAGAGGCAUAGAGUUUUAUAAAGGGUCAUUUUACGGUAUUAAAAAUCUUAUAAUUAGAAACUUUUUCAAAACCAAAUUGUACCCUUCCUUUGAAUGUAAAAUUGAGAUAAGACGUAAUUUUUUACUAAGUGAGCAAAAGAAUAAACAUUUUUAAACAUGUUUUUCGUAAAAUAUAGUUGAUUAUCUAAAGACAUUGAAAAUCGAUUAAAAAUGCACGCUGCUUAAGUAGUCAUUUCUCAAGGAGUAUGGUUCUUAGACGCAGCCGGAAAGAAGUUUUUUGGAGAGCCAGCGUCCGGGUGGUAACUAGAUUAUUAUAGAAUUAUGGUGUAUUAUGAUUAGAUUUACAACCCCACUUUAUUAAUCUUUACGAAACGAAAACGCAUUAAGGAAUUUCGGUUGAGAUUUCAUGAGUUGGUCCACCUACGGUACUUUUGCAUAUCGCCUUAAUCUUGCUCAGAAGUGACCAGAGAGCAGUCUAACUAGUGACAUUUUUAGUAGGUUGAACAGAUGGCUGCUGUGAUUCGGUAUCAUCAAAAAGUGCUAAAUUUUCAUCGCGAGGAAAGGAUGCGCCCAUUUCUGAUGCUGGCGUCCUAUAAAUACCAAGCUCUGACGUAAAUUCUGAAGACGCCUACCUCUGGUGACUGUCUAGAACAAUACUUUUCCUCUUGAAAGGCUGGCGCUGGGUGCUGCAUUUUGUCCUCCUUUGUAGACAGAGCCAGUGGGAACUGCUCAGGUUGGCGUCGCCCUCUGCAUCCUCUUAAUGUAAUAAGCAAAAAAUGGAGUCUGGACAUCAUUUGGCCGAGAAAGUUUCUGCUGGAUGGGCAGGGGGGUGGACUACUGUUCUACCCCCCCCCCCCGCUCCUUAAUUUGACGUCAUUUUGGCCGCUGGAGACCGGAAAAUGUUCUUUCGCAGUCAAGAAAGCGAGCAAAAGUCUGUCGAGUUUGCUGUGGUUGAGCGUGGUCAAAAUCAUAGUCUAGGACCACCUAGUCUUGCCCUGCCCUCAUACUUUCUACGCACCCAAAAUACCGAAUGCUGCUGCUGCUGCUACUGCUGCUGCUGCUGCUGCUACUGCUGCUGCUGCUGCUGCUGCUCCUGCUGCUGCUGCUGCUGCUGCUGCUGCUGCUGCUGCUGCUGCUGCUGCUGCUGCUGCUGCUGCUGCUGCUGCUGCUGCUGCUGCUGCUGCUGCUGCUGCUGCUGCUGCUGCUGCUGCUGCUGCUGCUGCUGCUGCUGCUACGGAACCCGGCCUGCACUGUAGGUUCGCACUACUGCACAAAAACAAUGGACCGACAUGUGCGGGAUGACGUCCCGCAAGGGUGUUAAUCAGAGCACAACUAUGGAAAACUCUGCCAUGGAGCUGCCACCUAGGUCUGAAGCGCCAGGCGAAUUUCCGGUGUGCACUCUGUGCAGAACUUGCUUGGGACAUGCACAUAUCAUCACUCUGCGUGCGACCUCUUGCGCGCAUGUCUACAUCCAAAUGCUAACCCAAAUUCGGGAGUGAGUUUUCGUUUAGGGGGGAUUACGUAGGCGGGGCUAUAACACGAAUACCAUGCAGCAUAAUCCCGAGAACUUUUACUCAAGUCAGGAUGCCGACACUUUUUCGACCGCCUGGCAAAACCACGACCGGCAAAAAUUGACUACUUAAUUAGUGUGCAUUUUUCCCAUCGAUUUUCGACGGUUAAAUGUGUCCAAUUAAAUUUGCUAGAAAAUACGGUCCAAUAUAGUAUUUAGCAGCAACUUACAUAUGCAGAUUUCAUACAGCAAGGGAGUAUAUCCUCUUGUUUUAAAAAAGUUUGAAAUCGUGCGAAUUUGUAGAGCCGUCAAUUUUCCAUUCAUAUAGCAUCUUUCUGCUUAUUUAUCAAUGCUCCUUAUGACGUACACAUCACAGACCUCAUUUAGGACAGCACUAUAUGAGAAAUAUAUAAUCCUCCCAGAGUGAAAAUGUACUGACUUUAAUUUGGAAACCCUAGGACCGAGCACAACAGUAGUCGCGGUUAAAAAUUAUCCCGAAACAGAAAAACUUUAAAACCUUAAUAUGCCAUUUAGUGCAGAAUAUAUUCAAUAUCAAAUGAGUUCAGUACAUUAGAUUUUCCCGCAGACAGAGUGGACGACUUGAGUCUCACAGGCGUUAAACGCCAUAGGGCAGAUUACAACAGGGGCAAGCGGAUGCAGGAGGCGAGAUUCAUUCUUGAAUACUCUAUUUCAUGACCGUGAUUACCAGAACAUAAGGAAGCACUGUAAUUUUUCAAAUGCUUAGGUUUUCUGUCCUUUCGUCAUGACUUUCCUUUACCGUUCACUUUAGUUACUUCACAGGUCAGUCGUUGAAGAUCGCAGCGCCUUAUAAAUAGGCCGCUGUUGCAUGCAGUUGUCUGAAGAUAUCUGUCAGCUUCACGAUGGGAAAUUCGUCGUGAGAAGGAAAAAUUUACGCCCGUUGAAAAGUCUGGCUGAAAAUCUCAUGCCCCACGGCGGCUCUCCGGCAAAUUCACAUCACAUCGAACAAAAAAUCACAGGCAUCCUGUCGUGGAGUCGGCAAGGCAGAUGACAGAAGAAAACUUUUGAUUCUUUCGAGUGUUUUGUCCAUAAAUCAGACCAUGCGGUGGAUGAUUUGCACCAAUACAGGAGCUGGCUCGGGGUCUGGAAUCGGGGUCAUCUGUGGGAGGGGGGCGAGGAGGAGGAGGAGGAGGAGGGGGAGGAGGAGGAGAGGGUGUGUUAG